Aphanomyces invadans is the source of this 2669-nucleotide messenger RNA. RefSeq lists its product as hypothetical. Lineage: Eukaryota; Oomycota; Saprolegniomycetes; Saprolegniales; Verrucalvaceae. Gene Ontology annotation, biological process: mismatch repair. Bases 53 to 2542 code for a protein of 829 amino acids. Gene Ontology annotation, molecular function: mismatched DNA binding; ATP hydrolysis activity; ATP-dependent DNA damage sensor activity. The transcript is spliced from 9 exons. Gene Ontology annotation, cellular component: MutLalpha complex. The record is from RefSeq and is a predicted model, not a curated record.
CGGCAGGAAGCGCCAACUUGUCCGCGCGUAGUGAUCGCGAAGCAGCCGCAGCAUGACGAGCCUUCUGAAGAGCAUCCCGAAGGGCGAUGUGCAGAAAAUAUGCAGCGGCCAAUCAGUCGUGGACCUUGCCACGGCAGUCAAGGAGCUCGUGGAGAAUGCGCUGGAUGCUGGCGCGACCACGGUUGAAGUCAAACUCAAGGAGUUUGGCCAAGUGGGGUUUGAAGUGAGCGACAACGGACAAGGCAUCCCCGAGGCAGAUCACGCAGCAAUUGCGCUCAAGCACUACACGUCCAAAAUUCGAGCGUUCGAAGAUCUGGAGAGAGUCGCGUCGUUUGGAUUCCGCGGCGAAGCGCUGAGUUCAAUCUGCCAACUCUCCGGAAGCUUCAGUGUGCUUACACGCACAGCGGAUGACAGCAUUGGUACAUUGCUGCAAUAUGAUCAAAACGGCGCGUUGGUGUCGUCGUCGAAAAAGGCUCGUGGAAUUGGCACGACCAUCUUCGUCGACGACCUCUUCCGUCCCUUGCCUGUCCGGUACAAGGAUUUCUCGAAGAACAUCAAAAAGCACUAUGGAAAGACUCUUCGCAUCUUGCAAGGGUAUGCCGUGAUCAGCUCCAACGUCAAGUUGUCCUGCAUCAAUAUUGCGGGCAAAAGUAACGCACGGCAGCAAGUUCUGUCGACGGAAGUGAACCCCACCAUCGCCAACAACAUUGCCAACGUGUUUGGGAGCAAGUUUCUCAAGACGUUGUUGGCCGUGGACAUUUCGUUGCCGUAUUGGCCUGAUGCCUCCGGCAGUACCAAUUCAUCCUAUAAAAUCUCUGGGUUUGUGUCGAAAGUAGGAGCUGGCGUUGGCCGGAGUGACAACGAUCGCCAGUUCUUCUUCGUGAAUGGUCGCCCAGUCGACUUUGCCAACGCAACCAAAGCAGUGAACGAAAUCUGGCGCCAGUACGAGAUGAAGCAAAAGCCCGCUUGCAUGCUCAAUUUUGUCCUGCCGCCCGACGCUGUAGACGUCAACGUGACCCCCGACAAGCGAGAAACAUUUCUCAAACAUGAGGCACACAUUGUGGAAUCCCUGAAAAGUGGCCUCACGGACAUGUACGAGCCAUCGCGUGGCACGUUUCAAGUGCAGAGUCUCCUGCCCGUGGCCACCAGCCAACAACAACUUCCUGCGAUACACAAAAAAAGCGCUCUUCAAGUAUCGGUUCCAACUCCACCCGGUGUCUUUUCUGUUCCGUCCAACACGAAUAAUAAACGCCAGCGAGACGCGGAAGAAAGCAAUGAUGUGGCAAGGUCGGACGUCGGGCAGGACUCCAUGCCCGCCGACGACGAAUCAAUACGUCGUAAACGACCUCGGCAUAUUGACGUCCAGCCGCCAUCUGAGACACCAGUUCAACGCGACGCUGAUACAAAUGACGAUGAUACAACAGGCACUGGGGGUGGCUGGAAUGUGACUCGUUCAAACACCAGCCCAUCAAUCCCUGCCGGGGACACUACUUCCUCGUUUCUUCACCCCAGUGCACUCCCCAUGGCGCACUUCCAUCGUAGUCUUGACGACGACCCAUCGACAACGUCUUCGUAUGAGUCGAAUUGCGUACCAGCGUCGCCCAGUUCAACGGCGGCGUCAUGUGCAGCCACACCAUUAUCCAAACACCAGCCACUGGACGAUACGUUGAACACGCCAGCUGCAGCAACUGCAUCAUCGUUCUCAAAUAUGUCGGCCAAGAAGGACACGCCCAAGAAACAUCAGCGCAUGCUCUACUCCAUCUCGAAAGCCACCAUGGAUGAACUCAUUGCCCAACGGAAAUUGUUCGCGCAGCACACGAAACAACAGUCCCAGGAACAUCGUCGACUUUCCCUUCCCCUCGCUUGCACCGUCGCUAACGACCACGGAGACGACGACCUUGUCGAAGCCGCAGUCUCGCUGCAGCGUGUCCUGUCGAAGGCGGACUUUCGCCGAAUGGAAGUGGUCGGACAGUUCAAUUUGGGGUUUAUCAUUGCCCGCCUCGAUCGCGAUUUGUUUAUUAUUGACCAGCACGCCAGCGACGAAAAGUUUCGGUAUGAAAUGCUCCAGCAGACGACCGUGAUUCACCAGCAACCUCUCGUGCGCCCCAUGCCGUUGGAUCUCACCGCGGUCGAAGAAAUGACGAUUCUGGACCAUUUGCCGCUCUUCAAGAAGCAAGGGUUCCACUUUCAAGUCGAUCCGUCGGCCGCCGCGACGCAGAAGCUCAAGUUGAUAUCAGUCCCUUUCAGCAAGCAUACUCAGUGGGGCGUCGAUGAUGUCCGCGAGUUAGUGUCGCUGGUCCUUGAAUCUCCACACGCAGCGUCGACGAUCCGACUGCCCAAAACACUUGCCAUGUUUGCAUCGCGGGCAUGCCGCAGCGCCGUCAUGAUCGGGACGGCGUUGAAACGAGACGAAAUGCAAAAGAUUCUUCUGCAACUGGCAGAACUCGAGCAGCCGUGGAACUGCCCCCAUGGGCGUCCGACCAUGCGCCACCUAGUCGACUUGUCAUGCACAUUGCAGUCGCAAAAAGGGCCGACGGCAUGAGCAUGCAGUUGUGUACUAUUUUAUGCUUCAAGACCCGUUGUCUCACCAUUCUGUUAUCGCGUAUUGUUGUCGUCAGCGAACUGCAACGGCAUUUGGAACACCAUUGACACUUUUGCGAUUGGUACGG